AUGGAUUGGAGUCAUCAAGAUGUUUCAAUGUGGUUGACGGAGAAUGGCUUUGACAAAUACAUAGAUAAAUUUAAAGAAGAAGAAAUUGAUGGCUUAUCUCUUUUGAAUUUGAGUUCAUCAUCAAUCGAUGAACUUUUAUCAAUCAAGACUGUUGAUAAUGUUAUUAAAAAGCCAACAAUAGGUUCUAAAACAACGUUCGAAAAGAAACUGGAGGUGCUAAAAACAGAUAUGAUUUCAAGUUCUAGUAAUAUUAUGACAUUAAAUGACAAGCAAUCAGACGUAUUAAUACAAGAAAUAAAUUCAAGUGUUUCAAAUAAUUUAUCAUUUUUUCAUAAUUUGAGUUUUGAUACGGAACAUGUUGUUAUUGAUAAUGAAGAUCAUCUCAAUGGUUCUUUAUCGAUUCCUUAUGCUUCCGACCAGUUGAAUGGUCAAUCGUCAUCGAAUUCUUAUGUUUCAGACCAGUUGAAUGGUCAAUCGUCAUCGAAUCCAACUUUUUUACCGCCAACAAAUGUAGCACCGGAUGAAACAAUCCAUCGAUCAUUACAUACUUCUUCAAUUAUAUCAAUUUCUCAGCCAAAAAAAGUAUUUCCAUUGAAUUAUGUGCUUCCGAAAUUCGAUAAAGCUUUUGAGAAAGCUGCAGAAAACCCAUCAACAACAGAUUUUGGACUUCGAUGCAGAAAAAAACAACAGUUAAUUAAAACGAUUCGUGAUGAUGUAGUCAACUCCUAUGGUGUUGAUUUUUAUCCAACAGCAUCUGAAUAUGUANGUGUGAAAAACAAAUAUCCAGCACUCAGUAAAGUAUUCGGUGAAGAUAUGAGUCUGUUAACAUCAGCAUUGAAACAACAAUUUUCACGUGAGCGUCAACAAUAUGGCUGUGUAUCUGAUGUAUUACUGAAAAAACGACAGUCUUAUGGUCAUCUAUUGUCGGGGCGAAAGCUAAAAUUUACUAAAGUUGAUUUAGUAUCUCAUCGUGAAUAUUUGAUCGAAGAAAAAGAACAAUCUGAAAAAGGAAAGAGAACGAAAAUAGCUGAACAGAAAAACUAG
Rotaria socialis is the source of this 1044-nucleotide messenger RNA. NCBI's taxonomy places the organism in Eukaryota, Metazoa, Rotifera, Eurotatoria, Philodinida, Philodinidae. The record is from the annotation of a GenBank genome assembly.